AUGAGUUUAGCAGCCAUUUUGGCACAUGCUACUCGAUUAAUACGCACUCUGGAAGCGUUCCAGUUGAUGCACGUGCUCUACCAUCAGCACCGUUAUACUACACUGCUGGACGAAGACUAUCAAUGUUUGCUUGUCCCACCUCAAACAGAAGGACCGCUUCUUCCGGAGGUUGUUAGGGAAUAUAGUAGAUCAGCAACAAGUUCUGCUUCACUACCACCACCUGUGAGAUCUGAAUCGGUAGCGAAACCACCCGUAGUAGUCACUGUCGCCUCGCAGAUUCUAACGCCAACUGAACCCAAUGUGACUCAAGGUGUGACGAAGAAGCCCGCAGCCGCGAAAGAACAACCUAAGGUGGGUAAGAAUGCAGCAUUAUGGAUGCCCACAGAAGACGUGUCACCGCGUAGGUUAACAGCCGCUUCAUCUGUAGAUCCCUCUUUGGGUAAGGAAAAUACCUCCGAAUCCUCUGGGGACAGUAAUGCAACCGUAGCGCCUACCGCCUCGAAAGCGCUUAAUGUAGUGACUAAAUUCGCGAAAACCUCGGAUCCUACGUUAGCAGACUUUCGCCGUUCUAUUUCUUCUUAA
Molecule: messenger RNA, 582 nt
Organism: Necator americanus (New World hookworm)
Lineage: Eukaryota; Metazoa; Nematoda; Chromadorea; Rhabditida; Ancylostomatidae
Exons: 2
Coding region: 1-582 (193 amino acids)
Source: RefSeq, a predicted model, not a curated record